Kwoniella mangroviensis CBS 8507 is the source of this 1092-nucleotide messenger RNA. RefSeq lists its product as uncharacterized. The record is from RefSeq and is a predicted model, not a curated record. The coding region runs from base 1 to 1092 and encodes 363 amino acids. The transcript is spliced from 12 exons. NCBI's taxonomy places the organism in Eukaryota, Fungi, Basidiomycota, Tremellomycetes, Tremellales, Cryptococcaceae.
AUGGCUGAAGUGCCCGAUAUCGCCCUCAUGCCACCCGAGCAAGUCGAAGGGCUGGCUCGAAUGGCUCUGGGGAAUGGCCUGGGCUUCAACCUUGGUCCAUGGAUUAUUGGAGUGGUAUUCGAUUGUAUGGCUUUUGGUAUCUUGAUUCAUCAGUAUCAAGUUUGGUGGACCUAUUCUAAAGAUUCAGAGAGAUCUAUCAUGUCUUGGCUUACGCAUUACGUCACGUUGAAUCAGAUUGGUUGGACGGCAUAUAUCAUUUACUUCGGUAUGCAUUACUUUGUCUACAAUUUUGGCAGAUUCGCGGUAUUUCUCGAUGUCAAAUUGGCUAUGAUCUUUCCAACUUGGGGAUGGUCCGUUUCCGGUCCGAUCAAAUUCUUCUACAUUCAUCGAACUUGGCAACUCAAUGAUCGUAAUUGGUUUCUAGCCAUUUUCUUGAGCGCUUUGAAUCUCGCAGAAUGUGGAAUGUGCAUCUUCCUAACUUGGAAGUUCAGUACUCUCAGUUCAGGUCUAGAAGCUGCUAAAAUGACAACAGUAACUCAAGUGUGGCAAGGGAUGUCACUCGGUUCAGACGUGAUGAUUACGACUAGUAUCGCUUAUGCUCUGAUCAAGUCAAAGACGGGUUGGUCUCAGACAGAUGCGUUGAUCAAGAGAUUGGUGCUCAUUACUAUCGAAACUCAACUUGGUCCUACCAUUCUUAUGCUCGCAUUCACCAUCCAAUUUGCCAUCGCUCCUCCUGCAGCCCUCUCUCAAUUCUUCGAUCUGCUUAUCCCUAAAGCUUAUGCUAUCGGUUACUUCGCCACUCUGAACUCUCGAUACUUACUUCGAAGAGCCGCUCAUGGAUCUUCCGAUUCUCGUGAUCCGUCAAGUAAACAUAUCAAAUCAAAUACUUUUGCAAUGAUGGGUUCUAAUAGACUUCAUCAAGAUACCGUUCAUGUCGAGGUAGAUAACUUCACCGAGUCCCAUUCCAUGCCUCAACUCCACUCUAAGAGCGUUAAUCGAGAUUUCAAAGAUAUCAACGAAGAUUCGGAAUCCAUCGAGAAUUUGGAUUAUGCCACUAAUCUUUCCAAGAGGAACUUGAACAAUCUGGCAUAA